GCCAGAGUUCCGAUAGACCCGAGCAACUGCAAUAGGCUCAAUAGCUUCUGCUUCUUCGUGUCGAAAUCUCUACACAGAAAAGACGGUUCAUAAGCAUCGAAAUUCCGCAAAUGGACACCGAAGCAGUGAUCGGAUUUCUCAGUCAAGUUCCAUUACUUCAGAGGUUACCGAGGUCAUCCAUCAAGAAAAUUGCCGAGGUCGUCAAAUUCAAACAUUACGGGCGUGGUGAGUAUGUUGUUCGAGAGGGAGACAGUGGGGAUGGAGUCUAUUUUAUUUGGGAAGGAGAGGCUGAAGUUCAUGCAUCUGUCAAUGCUGAGGAAGAAAAUAGUCCGGAGUUUCAAUUGAAGAAAUAUGAUUAUUUUGGUCACGGUGCUGUAUCUCUUGAUCAUUCGGCUGACAUUAUUGCUUUGUCCAAGUUGACAUGCCUACUGCUGCACCAUGAACAUAGUGCAUUGCUGCAGCCCAAAUCGAUUUGGAAUGGAGACGCAGAUGAAAAACAUGGGACCCGCUCACUGGUGGAGCUUGUACUGCAAUUAGAACCAAUAGAAGUCGACAUCUUUCGUGGAGUUACUUUGCCAGAUGCUCCAAAAUUUGCACAGGUUUUCGGGGGACAGUUGAUUGGACAGGCACUGGCUGCAGCAUCGAAAACUGUUGAUUGCUUUAAACUCCUCCAUAGCUUGCAUAGUUAUUUCCUUCUUGUUGGGGAUUUAGGGAUGCCAAUCAUAUAUCAAGUUCAUCGUCUACGUGAUGGACAUAGCUUUGCUACCCGGCGAGUGGAUGCAAUGCAACGAGGAAAUAUAAUUUUCACGAUACUUGCCUCAUUUCAAAAGGAAGAGAAGGGAUUUGAACAUCAGGAAGUUGCGAUGCCGUCAGUGCCAGCUCCCGAAAUGUUACUAUCAAUGGAAGAGCUGCGGGAACAACGUCUUACUGAUCCUCGUCUUCCCAGGAGUUUUCGCAACAAAGUGGCGACAAAAACUUUUGUGUCUUGGCCUGUAGAGAUCAGGUUUUGUGAGCCAGGAAGUUACUACACCAACCAGACUAAAUUUCCACCGAGCACGAAAUUCUGGUUUAAAGUAAGAGGAGAACUUUCAGAUGAUCCAGCUUUGCAUAGAUGCGUAGUGGCAUAUGUUUCAGAUCUUAUACUUCUUAGCGUAAGCCUCAAUCCUCACCGUAAAAGAGGUUUGAAGUUGUCGUCUCUUAGCUUGGAUCAUUCGAUGUGGUUUCACAGGCCUUUUAAAGCCGAUGAAUGGCUAUUAUACGUGAUUGAUAGCCCUACCUCGGGUAAUGCCCGUGGUUUCUGUUCAGGCCGCAUAUUCAACAGGAAGGGGGAGCUGCUUGUUUCGCUGACUCAAGAGGGUCUAAUUAGGAAGGCCAAACCAGCAAAUUCAGUUCCAAAAGCAAAGCUAUAAGAUCGGUUAAUACGUGAGGAUUGAAUCGCCCAGAAAGUACCACCAUGGACUUGGUCCUUUGCAUUUCAAAGAGUCAUAAUUUUAUCGUCAGAUUUUAUUCCAAUUAUUAUUGAGAAUAGAUCAUACUAUUUAUUUCUGAAAACUGUGAUCUCAUUUCAUCUUGAUUUUGUCACUGUAAACAUUUUUGUUUUGGGAGUGGGAGUGGGGGUGGGGGUGUCCAUGGGUCCCUGUUACAGACCCGACUGUGCCUAGAUAAGUCCAAUUUUGGAUACCCGUCUAAUAAUUGAACCAGUUCUGGGCUGAGUC
Messenger RNA from Telopea speciosissima, 1715 nucleotides. RefSeq names its product acyl-CoA thioesterase 2. Gene Ontology annotation, molecular function: fatty acyl-CoA hydrolase activity. The transcript is spliced from 17 exons. Lineage: Eukaryota; Viridiplantae; Streptophyta; Magnoliopsida; Proteales; Proteaceae. Gene Ontology annotation, biological process: acyl-CoA metabolic process; fatty acid catabolic process. The record is from RefSeq and is a predicted model, not a curated record. The coding region runs from base 111 to 1409 and encodes 432 amino acids.